Sorghum bicolor (sorghum) is the source of this 2765-nucleotide messenger RNA. Its product is annotated as long chain acyl-CoA synthetase 6, peroxisomal. Gene Ontology annotation, biological process: fatty acid metabolic process. The coding region runs from base 354 to 2447 and encodes 697 amino acids. The record is from RefSeq and is a predicted model, not a curated record. The transcript has 23 exons. Lineage: Eukaryota; Viridiplantae; Streptophyta; Magnoliopsida; Poales; Poaceae. Gene Ontology annotation, molecular function: long-chain fatty acid-CoA ligase activity. Gene Ontology annotation, cellular component: endoplasmic reticulum; membrane.
GCUCCCUGUGCCUGUGCCUGUCCAAACCCCGAAGGCGAAGGCCUGCCUGAACCCCGAGCCGAGCGCCAUAUCUGUCGACCACGUCCGUCCCCGUCCCGACUCAGCCCGUCAGCCGUCCCCGACGCGACGGCGACGGCGACGCGUCGCUCUCGCUCGCCUCUCGAUUCCCACGCCACCCAGGAACACGCAUACGGAGUACUAUUACAACCGUCUCCGGUUCCUCCUCCGCCACCUCGGGCAGCUCUCGACCUCCUCACCUCCCCCCCCACACAUCGUCCCCACGCAACGCAACCGCAACGCCAGGUACAGGGACCGGAGGGGACUCCAGCCGAGCCGAGCCGACCACGGAAGCAAUGGCGCGGCAGGAGCAGGAGCAGGACACAAUGGGCGCCGCCCACGUCCGUCACCAGCCGCCGCCGCCGCCGCCGGCCGGGGGAUGCGGCCUCGCCGCCAACCCCGUCGCCGCCGAGUACGCUCACGAACAGGGCUACAGUGUUGUCCUCCCUGAGAAGCUGCAAACUGGAAAAUGGAAUGUGUACAGAUCUGCACACUCGCCUCUAAGAUUAAUAAAUAAAUUCCCUGAUAAUCCGGAGAUUGGAACGUUGCAUGAUAAUUUUGUAUAUGCAGUCGAAACUUUCCGAGAUUGUAGAUAUUUGGGUACAAGAAUCUCCCCAGAUGGAACAGUUGGAGACUACAAGUGGAUGACAUAUGGAGAAGCUAGCACGAGCAGAACUGCAAUAGGUUCUGGUCUUAUAUUUCACGGAAUACCUGAAGGUGCACGAAUUGGUCUAUAUUUUAUAAACAGACCGGAGUGGAUCAUACUUGACCAUGCUUGUGCGGCAUACUCAUAUGUAUCUGUGCCACUUUAUGAUACUCUCGGUCCAGAUGCAGUUCAGUUUAUAGUGAACCAUGCAACAGUAGAAGUUAUAUUCUGUGUGCCGCAAACUCUAAGUGCUAUUUUAAGCUUUAUAACUCAAAUGCCGUGUGUUCGUCUUAUUGUGGUGGUUGGUGGAGAUGAUUCAAAUAUGCCAACUGUACCAGCAACUGCUGAAUGCAAAAUUAUGACAUACAACAGACUACACAAUGAGGGAAGGAUGAGUCCUCAAACUUUUCGUCCUCCAAAACCUGAAGAUAUAGCUACUAUCUGCUACACCAGUGGCACUACUGGCACACCAAAGGGAGCUGUACUUUCUCAUGAGAACUUAAUUGCCAAUGUAGCAGGGUCAAGUUUAGGCGUUAAGUUUUACCCCUCUGACGUGUACAUCUCAUAUCUACCUUUGGCUCACAUCUAUGAGAGGGCUAACCAGGUUGCAUUGCUUCACUAUGGUGUUUCCAUUGGAUUCUACCAAGGGGAUAACUUAAAGCUGAUGGAUGAUUUGGCUGCUUUGAGGCCAACAAUAUUUGCAAGUGUUCCCCGUUUAUAUAACAGAAUUUAUGCUGCAAUUACAAAUGCUGUGAAGGAGUCUGGGGGAUUGAGAGAAAGGUUGUACCAUACUGCAUACAAUGCCAAGCGACAUGCUAUGAUAAACGGUACAAACCCAUCACCUAUGUGGGACAAGUUGGUAUUUAACAAAAUUAAAGCUAGACUUGGCGGACGAAUGAGACUUAUGACUUCAGGCGCUUCUCCAUUGUCACCUGAUGUCAUGGAAUUUCUAAGAAUAUGCUUCGGUGAAGUUCUUGAAGGGUAUGGAAUGACAGAGACAUCUUGUGUCAUCAGUACAAUGAAUAUUGGUGACAGAUCAAUUGGACAUGUUGGAUCUCCAAAUCCUUCUUGUGAGGUUAAACUUGUGGACGUCCCAGAAAUGAAUUAUACUUCAGAGGAUCAACCAUAUCCUCGUGGAGAAAUUUGUGUUAGGGGGCCUAUAAUAUUCUGCGGUUACUAUAAAGAUGAAGUCCAAACAAGAGAGGUCAUUGAUGAGGAUGGUUGGUUACAUACUGGAGACAUAGGUUUGUGGCUUCCUGGAGGGCGUCUGAAAAUUAUAGAUAGGAAAAAGAACAUUUUCAAGUUAGCUCAAGGAGAAUACAUAGCUCCAGAGAAGAUUGAGAAUGUCUAUGCUAAGUGCAAGUUCAUUGCUCAAUGCUUUAUAUAUGGUGAUAGUUUCAACUCUUUCCUAGUUGCCAUUGUAGCAGUCGAACCGGAGGUGUUGAAGGCUUGGGCUGCAUCAGAAGGAAUUGAGUACGAGGACUUGAGACAGCUCUGUGCUGAUCCUAGAGCAAGAGCUGCUGUUCUGACUGAUAUGGAUUCCAUUGGGAAGGAAGCACAGCUAAGAGGUUUCGAAUUUGCUAAAGCGGUUGCUCUUGUUGCUGAACCAUUCACAUUGGAUAAUGGUCUCCUGACACCAACAUUCAAGGUUAAGAGACAGCAAGCUAAAGCAUAUUUUGCGAAAGAAAUCUCAGAUAUGUAUGCACAGUUGCGUGAGACAGAGGUAGCUAGGUCGAAGUUGUAAUUUACAUGUGCGAUAUCAGGAGAAAGGUCAUCAAUACAGCCAUACAGGAGAUUGGAUUCUGCAAUUGUUUAUUACAGCUCACGAAAUAAGUAAAAUCUUUUUACUGACACGGGAAACAACGGAUCAUGCCAUGCUCUGGAAUCGAUGAUUUUUUUCACCAGACAGAGGCUGUGCUUGGCGCAUACUGAAUAUAUGGUUCCAGUUAUAAAGAAAUAUUUUUACAAAGUACAUGUUGGGUCUGAACAGGUGCCCUAGAAGGUGUUAGUUAACAGAAAAUAUUGUGUACAAGUCUUCCUAAAAAAAUAUUGUGUACAAGUA